CUGGACCCUGUCCACAUUAAAGAAGAGGAGACUGAACUGGACCCUGUCCACAUUAAAGAAGAGGAGACUGAACUAUUGCCUGUCCAAAUUGAAGAGGAGUCUAUUGACUUGUUUAAGGAUACAGAAAACAUAUCCCGGCCAAAGAGAUCACAUCAGUGUAAUGAAUGUGGGAAGAUCUUUAGCUGGCUAGGAAGCAUAAAAAAUCACCAGCGAAUUCACACUGGAGAAAAGCCGUAUCACUGCAGUGAAUGUGGAAAGAACUUCCAUCAGUUAGGCGUCUUAAAAAAACACCAAUGCACUCACACUGGAGAGAAGCUGUAUCUAUGUUCUGAAUGUGGGAAAAAAUUCACUGAAAAAAGAAAACUAAAAAAACACCAGCGAAUUCACACUGGAGAGAAGCCACACCACUGUACUGAAUGUGGGAAGAGCUUCAAUGAUUCAGGAGGCCUAAAAAGACACUGGCGACUUCACACUGGAGAGAAGCCAUAUCAGUGUACUGAAUGUGGGGAGUGCUUCAUUGAAAAAGGAAACCUAAAAAGACACCAACGAAUUCACACUGGAGAGAAGCCAUAUCAAUGUUCUGAAUGUGGGAAAAGAUUCACUGAAAAAGGAAAACUAAAAAAACACCAGCGAAUUCACACUGGAGAGAGGCCAUACCACUGUACUGAAUGUGGGAAGAGCUUCAAUGAUUCAGGAGGCCUAAAAAGACACUGGCGACUUCACACUGGAGAGAAGCCAUAUCAGUGUACUGAAUGUGGGGAGCGCUUCAUUGAAAAAGGAAAACUAAAAACACACCAGCGAAUUCACACUGGAGAGAAGCCGUAUCACUGCGUUGAAUGUGGGAAAAGCUUCAAUGAGUCAGGAAACCUAAAAAGACACCAACGAAUUCACACUGGAGAGAAGCCAUAUCAAUGUUCUGAAUGUGGGAAAAGAUUCACUGAAAAAGGAAAACUAAAAAAACACCAGCAAAUUCACACUGGAGAGAAGCCACACCACUGUACUGAAUGUGGGAAGAGCUUCAGUGAUUCAGGAAGCCUAAAAAAACACCGGCAACUUCACACUGGAGAGAAGCCAUAUCAGUGUACUGAAUGUGGGAAAAGCUUCAUUGAAAAAGGAAAACUAAAAACACACCGGCGACUUCACACUGGAGAGAAGCCGUAUCACUGUGUUGAAUGUGGGAAAAGCUUCAAUGAGUCAGGAAGCCUAAAAAGACACCAACGAAUUCACACUGGAGAGAAGCCAUAUCAAUGUUCUGAAUGUGGGAAAAGCUUCAUUGAAAAAGGAAAACUAAAAACACACCAGCGAAUUCACACUGGAGAGAAGCCGUAUCACUGUGCUGAAUGUGGGGAGAGCUUCAAUGAGUCAGGAAACUUAAAUAGACACCAACAAAUUCACACUAGAGAGAAAGAAGGCGCAUCACUGAUUUGAAUGUGGGAAAAGCUUCACUGACAAAGGAAAACUAAAAAAUACCAGCAACUUCACACUGGAGAGAAACCGUAUCACUGUGCUGAAUGUGGGGAGAGACCAAUUCUUUCAGAAUGAACUGCAUUGGAAAUUAAUCUCACUCAUCGUGUUGUGAGGAUUUAUGCCAAGCUUGUUUCUGUGAACACAUUAAACAAAGCUGCUAAUAACACAUUAGGUGUUUAAAUACCAUUAGUGUAUUAGUGUCACUGACAACGUAAGUGAAUUGUUUAGAAGAAACUAAAACUAAGAAUAUCUUCAUGGGUGUGGCAGCAAUGUCAUCUCACUAGAAUGACCUCAAAGCUGUUGCACCAGUGCAGAUACAAGCUGAAACUAACUUUUAUUUCAAGUGGUGCAAACUUUGCACUGGAGCAAAUACUGUUCUGGGUUUGAAUGAACUUGACUGCUUUGCUGAGUGUUUAACCCUUUGCGGUCCUAUGGCGGACCAGGUCCCACAUUGCAAUUUUGCCUUUCCAGUCCGAUGUCUGAUCAAAUGAGACCGAUAGGAGUGUAUGUGAGCAAUACAUGCACCACAGAGAUACACAGACAUAACAAAGAAGAUAGCUGCUUCUGCCUCCAGCGCUCACGGAUAUCCAGAAUAUCACAGACAAUAACAGAGCUUUUUGAGAUGUUAUAGCAAUAAAAUAAUGACUUGGAUCGUGUUAUUGAGGAGUUUGGUGAUGAAACGAG
Polyodon spathula (Mississippi paddlefish) is the source of this 2151-nucleotide messenger RNA. RefSeq names its product gastrula zinc finger protein XlCGF57.1-like. Lineage: Eukaryota; Metazoa; Chordata; Actinopteri; Acipenseriformes; Polyodontidae. Gene Ontology annotation, molecular function: RNA polymerase II cis-regulatory region sequence-specific DNA binding; DNA-binding transcription activator activity, RNA polymerase II-specific. The annotation marks the transcript as partial. The record is from RefSeq and is a predicted model, not a curated record. The transcript has a single exon. Gene Ontology annotation, cellular component: nucleus. Gene Ontology annotation, biological process: regulation of transcription by RNA polymerase II.